GCUCCCGCGGCUGCGCCGCCCGCCGCCCGGAGACAAAGCACUGCCGCCGCCGCCACCGAGCGCGCGGGUCCCGGGCCAUGGCCGCACCGCUCCCCGGCCCCGCGCCUCCCGUCCCGCCGCCGCCGCCUUAGGCCGCGCAGAGAGAUGUGGAAAUAGAGACCCCGAGAGGCUUAACGCUUGCCUGAGCUCACACAGCCUGGACACUACAGAGCUGACAUUUCAACCCAGAGAAGAGCAAGCUGAGGGCAGACUGGGCAGAAGGCAGGGAGGGAGCGGUGGCCUGAGAGGCCCUGAGCUCCCUGCAGGCCGCCAUGAAGCUGAACGAGCGCAGCCUGGCCUUCUACGCGACCUGUGACGCCCCGGUGGACAACGCGGGCUUCCUGUACAAGAAGGGCGGCCGGCACGCGGCCUACCACCGGCGCUGGUUCGUGCUGCGCGGGAACAUGCUCUUCUACUUCGAGGACGCGGCCAGCCGGGAGCCCGUGGGCGUCAUCAUCCUGGAGGGCUGCACGGUGGAGCUGGUGGAGGCCGCUGAGGAGUUCACCUUCGCCGUGCGCUUCGCCGAGGCUCGGGCCCGCACCUACGUGCUGGCCGCCGAGAGCCAGGCCGCCAUGGAGGGCUGGGUGAAGGCCCUGUCGCGGGCCAGCUUCGACUACCUGCGGCUGGUGGUGCGGGAGCUGGAGCAGCAGCUGGCUGCCAUGCGGGCAGGGGGCUGCCCUCCGCCGCCACGCCGGCCCCGCGCCCUCCUGCCCAAGGAGAACGGCUGUGCGGUCUGGAGCGCCGAGCCACCCGCUGCCUCCACGGGCGCCUCCACUGGUGCCCGGUCUGGCCCUGAGCGCCCCCCUCUGCCACCCCGCCGGCGGGCCUCGGCGCCCAACGGGCCUCUCGACUCAGCCCCCUUCCUCCAGCUGCACGAGUGGUACGGGCAGGAGGUCCGGGCGCUGAGGAGCCAGUGGCUCAGGAGCCGGGCCCAGCCCUGAGGUCACCAGGGUCCCCGUCCUGGAGGGACUCGAGUCCUAAGCUUGCUCCGACGGGCCCAGCCCUGCGACUGGGGAGCCCAGUCCUGAGGGAAAUCACAGUCAAGUCCCGAGGGAAACUGAGGCCUCUGUGUGGGACGUGAGCGCCGAGAAGAUGCUGGAAUCCAAAGGGCGUUUAGGACUCAGAGGUCACUGUGCCUCAUUCUGAGGAAAAUCCUGGGCCUGGCUGAACCUCAGGACGCCUGAGGGCUGGUUUUGAAGGAACUCUAGCCCCCAGGCCCAGCCCGAAUCACCCAGUGAAGGCCUGCUGCUGGCAUCAGGUCCUGGCUGCGGUGGCUGGGACCUGGCGAGGUUCUGUGGCCCGAAGGCAAAUGCCCAGUCAGCCCUGGUCCCUGACGGGGCCUCAACACGGACAGAGAAGACUCGGGUGCCACGCCUCACCUGGGUCUGACCUCCUUUUGCUCCAGCGGCUCCUGAGAAGCUGGCCUGGCUCCAGGCCGCCUGCCCGCCCGCCUCCAGAGGCAGCAGGUGCAGAAGGUGGCAGCAGGUUUUAAUGCGUAACCGGUAUGGUGAGAUCACCCGGUCCCCAGGCUCCUGGCCUGGAGUGGGGCGGAGGCAGGGCUUUGUCCUGGGCCUCGGCCAGACCUUGCGGGGGUGCUCCUGGUGCAGUAGCGACCCUCUGGCCGGGGCCGUGCCUGUGUUGGUGUGGUGGCUCUCACUGGCCCUCCCGACAGUCCUUAACCACAUCCCCAGCCUCCUCUCCCAGAGCCAGCUCUCCCACCCCCGUCCUGGGACGAGGCCUCUUGGGAGCUCGCCUGACCUGGCCCCGUCUGGCUGGGCAGCCCUGGCUGGAGCUGACUUCACAGCAGGUUUCACUAGGGAGGGGUGGCCACGAGCGGACUCACCGCCCAGAAAGGGCCCCGUGCAGACCCGGUACGGGCAAAGAAGCCUUUGGGAAGCUGUGUUUGGCUUCUGGAAUCCCCUCCCCCAUCACAGUCCAGUCCCCCUCCCCCUCCAUGUCCCAAUGGGGAGGCCGACUGCUGUUUCACUGUUCUCAUCAGCACAGUGGCUGUUCUUCAUCCAGGGAGAAUCUCAGGGGGCUGGGUCACCCCUGGGCCCUCAAGCUGGGUCAUGUUUACAGUCCUCAGUGCCCCACACUGGGGACCCCCUGAGGACACUCCGCCCCCAACUCUAUUCUCUAGAGGGGCCCCGAGGCCCCUUCCUGCUGUCUUCAGAGGCCCUGGGGCUGGGGAAGAAUGGGAGCUGUCUGUGUCUGCAAUCACCAGCUCACUGCUGGCUCAGUGGACUGGGGCUUCCGUUUUAAUUUAAUUUUUAAUACUUAGGUGGUGGUGUUUUUUAGCAACAACACUUGGCAUUUCCACUACUUCUGUUUCUUGUCGGCUGGUGGGGACAGGGCGCCUGGCUCUCCGCUUGGCUGGGGUGGGGGUGAGAGAGGGCAGCUGGCAGCCCAGGGAGGGAGCCAGGAGUCUUGGCUGGAGACAGAGGCAUCUCAAGAAUCUCACCCAGUUCUGUGCCUUGUCCAGGCCAGCGCUGAGCUGUGGCAGGUGCCUCGGGCCUUGGUACGUUUCCUGUUCCGCUCUUUCCAAAGUCCCGAGCAGUGGGGGUGGGGAUGGCAGCUCUUGUCCAUGGGCUCUGGGUCUCCUGGCCUUCGAGCCCGUGUCCUGGCCACACCCAGCUGGCGGGAUGAGAGGCUGGCCCCAGUCCUGAUGCAGGUUUACAAGCUCUAACGGUACAGUGCCCCGGUCUCCCUGGGGGCCGGUGGUUAUUACCCCCACUCUGCUCCCCAUCCUGAAAGCACAAGAUGGGGUCAGAGUUGGGUGGGGGGAAAGAUAUCAUAAAGACUAAAAUGAAAUAAAACUUUGUCAAGUAA
Molecule: messenger RNA, 2868 nt
Organism: Eptesicus fuscus (big brown bat)
Lineage: Eukaryota; Metazoa; Chordata; Mammalia; Chiroptera; Vespertilionidae
Gene: PHETA1
Product: PH domain containing endocytic trafficking adaptor 1
Exons: 3
Coding region: 312-980 (222 amino acids)
Biological process (GO): endosome organization; retrograde transport, endosome to Golgi; receptor recycling
Cellular component (GO): trans-Golgi network; early endosome; recycling endosome
Source: RefSeq, a predicted model, not a curated record